CUUGAUACAAAAAAUGGAAAGAGGAUUUAUGACCUUGCUUUUAUUUAUAAGCUCAUGUGGGCAGUUUAUGCCUAAUAAGAUUGAACUACCAGGACUACCCCGCUCGCCCAUUCGCUUGCCUUUUCCCUUCCCUAACUCUCUUACAAAGCCAGGAAGAUGUCCUGAAUCUAACGGAGUAGCACAAUGUGAAUGUACCAGACGGGACGUUCUUUGUGUGGUAGACCGUAGUUGUCCAGGAAACCAAAAAUGUUGUUCGCUUGGAUGUGCCUGUAGACGUGAGUGUGUAACGCCAGUGGUGGAACAAAAGAAAGGAUGCAGGCACAAUGGUAAAUUUUACAACGUGGGUGAUACCUUUCUCGAUAUUGAUGGCUGCAGUAGAUGUACCUGUGGAAUUACUGGCAGUAUAGGGUGCUUAAGGAAAACAUGUGUUGAACCUCCAGCAAUAGAUAUUUGCUCUUUGCCAAAAGUGGUUGGUCGAUGCAAUGGAAGCUUUUCGCGAUGGUGGUACGACGAAGCUACUAACUUCUGCUUAAGUUUCACCUAUAGCGGAUGUCACGGAAAUAAAAAUAAUUUCAGAACAAGGCAGGACUGUUUAAAUAGCUGCAGAAAGAGAAUUCGUCCUCCACGCCGUGGUUAAAAAAAGUUUCAUCUCUGCCAGUCAGACUUUGUUUGUAUUCAUCCUUUGAUCUACAAUUUUUUUACGUAUUGAAUACACUUUACGACCAGUAACAAAUAAUUACCUUUACUGUUUAUUUCGAUGAUCCUUUAUUCUGCGUGAAUACCAA
Saccostrea echinata is the source of this 785-nucleotide messenger RNA. RefSeq names its product eppin-like. NCBI's taxonomy places the organism in Eukaryota, Metazoa, Mollusca, Bivalvia, Ostreida, Ostreidae. Gene Ontology annotation, biological process: negative regulation of peptidase activity. The coding region runs from base 14 to 637 and encodes 207 amino acids. The record is from RefSeq and is a predicted model, not a curated record. The transcript is spliced from 6 exons. Gene Ontology annotation, molecular function: serine-type endopeptidase inhibitor activity. Gene Ontology annotation, cellular component: extracellular region.